Ostrea edulis (European flat oyster) is the source of this 1421-nucleotide messenger RNA. Its product is annotated as charged multivesicular body protein 1b-like. Gene Ontology annotation, biological process: late endosome to vacuole transport; protein transport; endosome transport via multivesicular body sorting pathway. Gene Ontology annotation, cellular component: multivesicular body; ESCRT III complex. The record is from RefSeq and is a predicted model, not a curated record. The transcript is spliced from 7 exons. Lineage: Eukaryota; Metazoa; Mollusca; Bivalvia; Ostreida; Ostreidae. The coding region runs from base 195 to 791 and encodes 198 amino acids.
AAUCGACUUCCGGUCGCAUGACAACAAUAAUAAAGGUAGAGGAGUUUCGAAAAGAACUACACCAAAUGAUGACGUUUUACACACAGAUUGAAUAUACACAAUCACAAGAGACGAAGUCAUCUUUUAUUUACAUUUCACAAUAGUUUAAAUACAUGUCCAGUUCCUAAAGUGUGACGUUAGAGCAUAGCUUGAAAAUGUCGAUGGAUAAACAUCUGUUUAACCUCAAGUUUGCAGCCAAAGAUUUGGAAAGAAAUGCCAAAAAAAGUGAAAAAUCAGAAAAAGAAGAGAAAACCAAAUGUAAAAAGGCUAUGCAAAAAGGCAAUGCGGAAGGGGCAAAGAUCCAUGCAGAAAACGCAAUAAGACAGAAAAAUCAGGCUUUGAAUUAUCGUAAAAUGAGUGCCAGAAUAGACGCAGUGGCGUCGAGGGUUCAGACGGCCGUCACGAUGAAGCAGGUAACAGGAUCAAUGGCAGGGGUGGUAAAAUCCAUGGAGUCUGCAAUGAAGUCCAUGAAUCUGGAAAAGGUAUCCCAGUUGAUGGACCGAUUUGAGCAGCAGUUUGAGAACCUUGAUGUCCAGACGCAGGUGAUGGAUGCCACCAUGAGCAACACAUCCACACUGACCACUCCACAGGGGGAGGUGGACAAUUUGAUGCAGGAGGUGGCGGAUGAGGCAGGGUUGGAGUUAAAUCUAGAUCUGCCCUCAGCACAGUCCACCUCUUUAUCCAGUACUGCCCAGGCUUCCACAGAACAAGAUGAACUUUCACAAAGACUGGCAAAGCUGCGACAACUGUAGAAGUUGUGGAAAAGACACACCAAGCCUCUAGUGUACUGUGAUUAUCAGGACCUUUAAGUCGGGCAUACUCUUCAAACACAGCAAUGACUGAGAUGUAUUAUACAAAACCUGCGAUUAUCAGUGCAUAUCUGAUUUCUCAAUCAACAUUAUUGAUAUAAUUAGGAAUGAAACUUAAAUGUAUUUUGUAGUAGAUUUAUUUAUAGGGAUCGAAACCUAUCCAGAUUUUCCAGAGAAGAAUGGAAGUGGAUGUAGCAUCUUUGGUUUUUAAGUUGAAAUACAUGUUCAUAUUAUUAAUGUAAACGAGUUUAUUCUGUAAACUUUAUACUAUGUACAUGUAUGUACGAAGGGUGCCAUCUCAACCAUAACAUGUUUCAAGUCUGAAACACGAUAUUCACAUGGAUACAAUGUGCAAGAUAGAUUUUGUCAUUUCAUGAUAGGCUGCAGUGAAUUAGAUUAUUUACUGUUUUUUAACUGUAACAAAUACUUCAUGUUCUGUGUAAAGCUCCUUAUUGAGUGUAUUGUGAAUUUUAUGUUUGUUUGACUUGUAGUAUUCAUACAUGCAUAUUUUGUACAGCACAUAUUGACAUGACAACAUUGUCAAAAUAUUUAAUAAAAACAUAUUUCAGGUCA